CGUUGUGUCACAGUAGUUUGUUGCUAGGCUGCUAGCUAGUGGCCUCCUGAAAUAGUCAUUUUGCCGUUUUUCUCGAAAUCGCAACGCCAUGCAAACACCGUAAUAGUUCGAGGAUGUUAAAUGUCAGCAAGGAUAAUUUAGUGAUUUUAAACAGUCAGUCAGCGGCGGACUUUGUGCUCGGGUUCAACAAACGUCGGAGGGCAACUCAACGACCCACAUCUAGGCGCAAAGUCGUCGCUUGCUAACUUAGCAUCCCCCCCGUUUUCAGGCAUGUCAACAGGUUGCUGCAGCGUUUGUUGGUUACUGCAGAUAUUUUAAAUAUAGGGCAUUACAUGAACGAUAACGGUGUCGUUAAAUUUCAGUGUUGCAUUAGUUAAUGUUGUGUUGCUUCAUAAAGGUGAGACAGUAACUCGGGGCAGUGUAAUCGCCGAACAAGCUGUCAGGAUGGACCUGCAGAGAUCAACGACAUGAGACAGGUAAAUGUUGACAACAAUAUGAAACAUAACUAUGAACUAGAAGGACACAAAAUGGUGGAUGUUUUCCCAUGCACACCCCCAUUCUCAUGACACCAACCAGGAGAUAUGGGCAUCCUAAGACUGGUAGCCAGAAUCAUGGGUAGGAUCAGUACUUUCAGGUCCUAUCAGUUUGUGCUUCUCCUGGCUGCUGCGCUUGCUGUUGUAGCUUUUUACUACUUUGGCUCAGAGAGGCAGAACUUCUCCAGCACCACGAAGAGGAUCAAGCAGACCCAGGCCAGCCACAACACCAACAGAAACGAUGCCGACCUAACUGUGGACACCGUACUCUCGCACCCAGCUGGAUCUGAGGAGCAAGGAGGGGAAGAGCUGGACGUAGGCGGAGAGAGCGAGGGAUUUAGGUCCACGACAGGGAACGGUGAUGCUGGUGACCAUCGCUACCACGCGCUCAUGAUGUUCACUAAGGUGGACAAGAGCCGGAGCCUGCAGGACAAGUUCAGGGUGGCCAUGUUGUCUAUGGUUAAGCACGGACGCUUCCUGGAAGGUGAGGUGUUGGUCCUUCAUUUUGUGAGCGACGAAGCCAGCAAAGAACUGGGAGAGAGGAUGCUGCAGGAAUUCCUUCUUGAUGCAACGUUCAAGUACGAGGUGUCGUUCCAUGACGUGGCGGCUCUCACACAGAAGCUGUUUCCUAUCGUGGAGGCCAUGCAGAAGCACUUCAGCGCUGGCUCUGGGGCUUACUACAGCGAUGCCAUCUUCUUCCUGUCUGUUGCCAUGCAUCACAUCAUGCCUGAAAGUCUGACACGCAUAGUACAGCUUGACCUGGACCUGAAAUACAGGACGAACAUCAGGGACCUUUUCCAAGAAUUUGACCAUUUUCCUCCAGGAGCCGUAAUAGGCAUCACCAGAGAGAUGCAGCCAGUCUACAGACACACGUUCUGGCAGUAUCGUAAGGAGAACCCUCAGACCAGAGUUGGUGAACCUCCUCCUGAUGGCCUCCCAGGCUUCAACAGCGGUGUUAUGUUAUUGGACCUUGGUGCUAUGAGGGCCUCAGCUCUCUACAAUCAACUGUUGGAGCCAAGCAAUGUGGCCAAACUAGCAGACCAGUAUCGCUUCAGGGGCCACCUGGGUGACCAGGACUUCUUCACCAUGAUUGGCAUGGAGCAUCCUGAGCUGUUUUAUUCCCUAGCCUGUGGCUGGAACCGGCAGCUGUGCACCUGGUGGAGGGACCACGGAUACGGAGAAGUGUUUCAGUUGUAUUAUCGAUGUGGUGGACCCAUCUAUAUCUACCAUGGGAACUGUAACUCCCCUAUACCCGAUGACUGAUGUAUGUACUGGACCGAUGCUGGAACUAAAAAGGAGUCUAUGACAUCUACAAUACAGUUAGAGAAAUAUUUGUCCUGCUUUGUCGGAGGGAGGAUUGUGACUUUCUUUCUUGACCACUGUACCGACCAUGUAGUCAAAGACUCUGCCCCCUGCUGGUCAAGGGGCUGCUGAAGGGACCACCUAUACAAAGUUCCUACAAAUGCGGUGCUCAUCUGUGUCAUUAUAGAAUAAACUGUGGCUUUCAGGCCAAAAACAGCCCUGCCUCACAGCAGUGCAAGAAGCUGCAUAGUGGGGGCGUGUUUCUUCAGGUACCGAGAUGAUCGAAAGAAGAAAUAUGAUCUCUGAAAUUCAGUGUGAGUGACAGAUCCAUGAAUUUGAAUACUUUAGAUAAGAAAUAUGCUGUGCACGUUACUAAGUGAUCUACCAGGAACCUGUAUUCGAUUGGCCAUCCCUGCUGGAUGAUACAUUGUGUUGCAGCAAAAGCUCAACUUUUUGCAGGUGGCCUCUGUGUCUUGAUCGGGGCUAAUGUCAGUAUGAAUUUACCCUAAUGCAUAAUGCCUAAUGCACAUCCUCAAGGUCAAUGUCAAGUAAUUUGUCUUUUUAAAUUUGUUUUGAGGAAAAUCUAAAAGACCACUAUCCCUUACACAAAGCGGUGCAAGGAAAUCAUGUCGUUAACAAAUGUUACUGCAAUGAACUUAGGGUCAGCAAACGUGUUAAGUAGCAUCUAUAAACACAGAGUCUCGUACCUUUUUCCACUUCCUUCGUUCUGCUCAGUCUGUGUCCAGCACCUCAAGCUUUACAUCAGGUUCACCUAGCGUGACCUUAUCUUCCUGCAACACCUCACCGGGUGAGGGCCAAUCUGGUGCUGUUCACCUCUGUGGCUUGUAGAAGAACGAACCAGGUUUCUUUGUUGGACCCCCUCUUUCCGGAGCCACGUGGGUGCAGGGCACAACACACUGCCACAGUUCCUUUUAAAUAUAUCUUUCUGCAGAUAGGAAGACGGGGGGGGGGAAAUCACAUCAGAGGGUGGAGAGGGCGUCGAAGAGAUAGCGGUUAACAAUGAUGGCACUGAUGGCUGUUGUUCGUGCCCUGCAUUUGCAGUUUAUCUGAGGCCAAACACACGUUUCAGAAGGAGUGAAGUAGCCGGGAACGUGACUGCAGACACUGACCCACUUUUGAGUUUUCUCGCUGUGCUCACCGAACUGACACUCAGAUUAAAAGAAAUGUCAGCACUCAAUAUUCAUCAGUCAGGAAACUGUCUGAGGUGAUGCACACUUUAACGCACACACACACAGUGAGAGUGAGGCGGCUGAAUGCCGUGGACCAUCAAUGGAGUCAAUGAAAAGGCUACUGAAGACACUUGAGAAUUAACAUUAUUCCAAAUCGAUACACUUCCCUUGAACUCUCCCUGAAGCUGAUCAAUAUUUUUCCGGCUUCUUUGAGAGCAAAACUCUUUAUUCUCUAUUGCUCUAAAAACACAUUGUUAGCAAGAAAAAGAACCAUUGAAUCAAAGUAUAUACUGAAAAGAAAAAUAAGUUCCUGAUUGCACUUUACAACUUUCCAACAAAUGCUUCAUCAUCAAGGAUUUUGUUGACAGGACGUUGGUUUGAUUUAUUUUACUGAAUUAAUUAUUAUUUGAUCUUUGUUUUUAAAGAGCAUACCAAUGGUUUUGUACACUUUGGCCCAUUAACUAUAAAUUUAUAUCUGUAGUUUUUGAUUGAUUUACUAAUCUUUAGGCUGCAAUAGAUUCCCAUUUCUUUCAAUGGAUUAUGAAAAGUCCAGAUACUAUAAAUUGCUUGUAAUUCAUCACAGUGAUCACUUCUUUGUUUUUUGUUUUUUGUCAGAGUACAUAAUUAUGUAGCCUUGCGAUGUCAAGUGGGACAUUUAAAAAUUCUUCAUCGUAGUGCAUUCAAGGAUACUUCAGUGUCCCAGAUAAUUACCUGCUGAACAGAACAUUGCAUGUUAAUCAUGUUGAAAAAUCAAACCUAAAGAGUUAAAACAAUAUGCAGACACGGGCACUGAGAUAAGGACUGAUAAACUCAAUCAUUCCUUCCAUGAAAUCUUUCUGUAAAGUUUCCUGGAAAUACCUAUGUGAUUUGUUAAUAAUAUGGAAAAUAAUAAUUAAAUAAAUAAUUGAAAGAGCUGCUCUAUUUAAAUCAAAGUAAAUAUUCAUUCAUUGUUCAUUUAGCUUUGGAAAGUUUAUUCUUUAUAUAUGUUGAAUUGUAUUCUGGCCUGUAGAUACAUUUCCUAUGUUUGCAUAUUCAGCUGUGCACUGACUAAAAGACUCUUUGGUUUAUCAGACAACAAAAAUAUAUUCCAUAUUUUCAUCUGCUGAAGCAACGUGCCAAACGCGUAGUUCGCUCCUUUUUGUUUUUGUUUUUAAUGUAAUAAAAUGGUGUCAAUCCUAAUGUCCUGGUGUGCGCUGGAAUAUGUUCUUGUUGUCUGGUUUACUUCGGUCUACUUUGGUUUGCUCUGAACCGGCUGGCACCCAGAAGAGAAGCACUGCUGUGCGUGCGGUACUUUCUACUUUUUGGACAACACUCUGGGUUAUGCUAACAAUUGAUAAGUAUUAUUAAUUGUGUGUACCAUUUUAACACUUUCUGUAUUUUCCCUGUAAUACUAUCAAAUUACAUCCCUGUAGUUCUUUCCAAGAACCUGCUUUGAAAUAAUUUGUAAAAAUACUUACUUUACCACUUUCAAACACGCUGUGUAUAACAUGGGGUGUUGAAAAUAGCUGGAGAUUAAAGAUGGUGUAUAGUGAGAAUGAUCUGGUUUAACUUGAUAAAUGUGAUAAUGGUAGUAGCCCAUGUUCACUGUCUGACAACACUUUUCCCACUUUGUUGCUUCAGUGUGAAAGGGGUAAAUGGCUGUUCUGUGUCAUUAAAUUGUGCAAUCAUAAUUCAAAGAGCUAACAGAUGUUUGCCAUUAAAUGUUUAAUAAAUGUUUCAUAUCUCACUUAGAAAUCACUUAAAAGUUUAGAAAGCUGCUGUGGUCAGUGUUAAAGACUCAAGUUGACAUGUUUCUCUUAGUGACAUGAUGAAAGCAAAUGUGAACGCAGCUUUACAUGAAGCCAAACAUUUUUUUAAAUUCUCUUUUGAACGAAUGUUAAAACUCACUAACCAUUCAGAAAUGAGCUUCCUUUGACAUAAAUACUGUAAACAUCUCAUUUUGUUUAGAAAUGUUGUUUCUUUUGUGUGUUCAGCUUUCCUAAAUAAAUUAUAUGAUAACUUUA
Molecule: messenger RNA, 5028 nt
Organism: Dicentrarchus labrax (European seabass)
Lineage: Eukaryota; Metazoa; Chordata; Actinopteri; Moronidae
Gene: xxylt1
Product: xyloside xylosyltransferase 1
Exons: 5
Coding region: 582-1796 (404 amino acids)
Molecular function (GO): UDP-xylosyltransferase activity
Source: RefSeq, a predicted model, not a curated record